CCUGGAGAAUGAAUCUCCGAUAAAUGCCCUCCUUCGCCCCGCCUUUGCUUUUAUACACCCCUCCUCCCUCCCGCUUAUCUUCCGUCCAUGAUUUCUUGAUCUCUACCACAUAGUUCAUUAUACCCGGAUUUACUUGCAUACGACCCUUUCCUACUUCACCUCACUUUGUAUAAAUUCCCUCCAUCCUCUUCCCAACAUGACACGUCUGGACGUGGAAAAGACCAUCGAGGAGCUCACGCUGGGCGAAAAAGUAGCUCUCACAGCCGGUGUUGAUUUCUGGCACACCGCUGCCAUCGACCGGCUGAACAUUCCCGCCUUGCGGAUGUCCGAUGGGCCCAACGGCGUGCGUGGAACCCGCUUCUUCAAUGGCAUCCCCGCGGCCUGCUUUCCCUGUGCCACCGCCCUCGGAGCCACCUGGGACACCCAAUUGUUGCACGAGAUCGGUCAGCUCAUGGGCGAAGAGUCCAUCGCCAAGGGCGCCCAUAUCGUCCUCGGUCCCACCAUCAACAUCCAACGCUCUCCGCUGGGCGGUCGAGGGUUCGAGUCCUUUGCCGAGGAUGGCGUGCUUUCGGGCACUCUGGCUGGGAACUUUUGCAAGGGUAUCCAGGAGAAGGGUGUCGCAGCUACCCUCAAGCACUUUGUGUGUAAUGAUCAGGAGCAUGAGCGGAUGGCGGUGAAUAGCAUCGUCACGAUGCGCGCCCUGCGUGAGAUCUAUCUCUUGCCUUUUCAGUUGGCGAUGCGCAUCUGUCCGACUGCUUGUGUCAUGACGGCGUAUAAUAAAGUCAAUGGGACGCAUGUGAGUGAGAACAAGCAGAUCAUUACGGAUAUUCUCCGGAAGGAGUGGAAGUGGGAUGGUCUGGUUAUGAGUGAUUGGUUCGGAACCUACACCACCUCCGAUGCCAUCGAGGCUGGUCUGGACCUCGAAAUGCCCGGCAAGACACGCUGGCGUGGAUCUGCCCUGGCACAUGCCGUCUCUUCCAACAAGGUCCCCGAGUUUGUCUUGGAUGACCGCGUCCGCAACAUUCUCAACCUCAUCAACUGGGUCGAACCCCUCGGCAUCCCCGGAGGUGCCCCCGAAAAAGCCCUCAACCGGCCCCAAGACCAGGCUCUGCUUCGCCGCGCUGCCGCCGAGUCGGUCGUCCUCAUGAAGAAUGAAGACAACCUCCUCCCUCUCAGUAAAGAUAAAUCCAUCCUCGUCAUCGGUCCCAAUGCCAAGAUUGCUGCCUACUGCGGCGGCGGCUCUGCCUCCCUGGAUCCCUACUACACCGUUUCGCCCUACGACGGCGUCGCCGCCAAAACCAACGCCGACAUCCAGUUCUCGCAAGGCGUCUACUCCCACAAAGAACUGCCUCUCAUCGGCCCUCUCCUCAAAACUGCCGACGACAAACCCGGAUUCACCUUCCGCGUCUACAAUGAACCCCCCUCAUCGCCCUCCCGCACCCUCGUGGAUGAACUCCACCUCCUCCGCUCCACCGGCUUCCUGAUGGACUACAUCAACCCCAAAAUCAACUCCCUCACCUACUACAUCGACAUGGAAGGCUACUUCACCCCUUCCGAAUCCGGCAUCUACGACUUCGGCGUCACCGUCGUCGGCACUGGUCGCCUCCUCAUCGACGACGAACUCGUCGUCGACAACACCAAGAACCAGCGUCAAGGCUCCGCCUUCUUCGGCACCGCCACCGUCGAAGAACGCGGCUCCAAACACCUCAACGCCAACCAAACCUACAAAGUCGUCUUCGAAUUCGGUACCGCCCCCACCUCCGACCUCGACACCCGCGGCAUCGUCGUCUUCGGCCCCGGUGGCUUCCGCUUCGGCGCCGCCCGCCAAACCACCCAAGAAGACCUGAUCUCCGCCGCCGUCACCCAAGCCCGCACCGCAGACCAAGUCGUGAUCUUCGCCGGCCUCACCAGCGAAUGGGAAACCGAAGGCCACGACCGCGAACACAUGGACCUGCCCCCGGGCACCGAUGACAUGAUCUCCCGCGUCCUCGACGCCAACCCCAACACCGUCGUCGUCCUCCAAUCCGGCACUCCCGUCACCAUGCCCUGGAUCCAUCAAACCAAAGCCCUCCUCCACGCCUGGUUCGGCGGCAACGAAUGCGGCAACGGCAUCGCCGACAUCCUCUACGGCGACGUCAACCCCUCCGCCAAACUCCCCGUCAGCUUCCCCGUCCGCCUCCAAGACAACCCCAGCUACCUGAACUUCCGCUCCGAACGCGGCCGAGUCCUCUACGGCGAAGACAUCUACGUCGGCUACAAAUACUACGACAAGAUCAACCUCCCCCCACUCUUCCCCUUCGGCCACGGCCUCUCCUACACCACCUUCUCCCGCGCCAACCUCUCCCUCACCACGGUCCCGGAACAACCCACCCUCCACGACGGCGAACCCGUCACCGCCACCCUCACCGUGAAAAAUACCGGCUCCGUCCCCGGCGCCGAAAUCAUCCAAUUAUGGGUCCUUCCGCCGUCUGUCACCGGGGUGACUCGUCCCGUGCGAGAACUCAAGGGCUUCACGAAGGUGUUCCUUAACCCGGAUGAAGAGAAACAGGUGGAGAUUGUCGUGGAGAAGAAACUGGCGACGAGCUGGUGGGACGAGCAGCGCGAGAAAUGGGUCUCGGAGAAGGGAGAGUAUGGGGUCUUGGUUACGGGGACUGGGGAGGAGGAACUCCGGGGGCAGUUUACGGUCGAGAGGACGAGGUAUUGGGUGGGGUUGUAGGGGUUGUCUUCUUUGCAGCAACAUUUUUUUUUUUUGAAUCUUUAGAGAUGGAUAGUCCGACGUGGAUGCGUGGAGAUGAGGGAAAUACAUAGGGUAGGUAGGUAGGAUGCUAG
This is a messenger RNA of Aspergillus ibericus CBS 121593, 2829 nucleotides long. Its product is annotated as beta-glucosidase H. NCBI's taxonomy places the organism in Eukaryota, Fungi, Ascomycota, Eurotiomycetes, Eurotiales, Aspergillaceae. The coding region runs from base 197 to 2716 and encodes 839 amino acids. The record is from RefSeq and is a predicted model, not a curated record. Gene Ontology annotation, molecular function: beta-glucosidase activity. Gene Ontology annotation, biological process: glucan catabolic process. The transcript is spliced from 3 exons.